Molecule: messenger RNA, 549 nt
Organism: Oldenlandia corymbosa var. corymbosa
Lineage: Eukaryota; Viridiplantae; Streptophyta; Magnoliopsida; Gentianales; Rubiaceae
Source: the annotation of a GenBank genome assembly
AUGUUGGCUGAUUCAUUAACAGCCGUCGGUUCUCCCAUCUCCGACGAUGACUUGGUGCUUCAAAUUCUGGCUGGUCUUCCUUCGACCUACCAGUCUGUCUCUAUUACCAUUAGCCAUCGCGUUCCUUUACCCAAAUUUGUUGAAGCUCGAUCAAUGCUCUUCCUGCAUGAAGUACAACUUCAACACAUUGCUCCUUCUUCCCUCUCCACGGCUACCAACGCUCUGGUCGCGGCAUCUUCCACUGACCUUUCCCAGCAGCAGUCCAAUACCCCUUCUCAACAGCAGCAGUCUUCCAAUCGUGGCCGUGGCGGGGUCGCAGUUUUCAGAAUAAUCGGGGACGUGGCCGUCCACAACCAAUUUUUUGGUCAGUAUCCCUCCUCAUUUUCUACACCUUUUAACUCUUAUACAGCUUCUAUGUUUACUCCCAGGCAACGUGCUCCAUCUCUUCUUGGUCCGGCUCCCUCUUUUCAGUCCAAUCCCACUGCUGUUCGUUGCCAAUUGUGCAAUCAAUUCAAUCACUCUGCUCGAGAUUGCUAUCAAUUUCAAUAG